Molecule: messenger RNA, 1392 nt
Organism: Talaromyces proteolyticus
Lineage: Eukaryota; Fungi; Ascomycota; Eurotiomycetes; Eurotiales; Trichocomaceae
Product: translation regulator GCD7
Exons: 3
Coding region: 1-1392 (463 amino acids)
Biological process (GO): translational initiation
Cellular component (GO): eukaryotic translation initiation factor 2B complex
Molecular function (GO): translation initiation factor activity; guanyl-nucleotide exchange factor activity
Source: RefSeq, a predicted model, not a curated record
AUGGUCUCGAAUUCUGCGGCCCUGACCCCAGGGCUGUCAUCAUUCCUCAAGUCGCUGAAAACUACACCGAUCGAGACAUCUAUCGAUAAUUUAGUCUCUCUGUUAAAACGACGACAAAUUCGUCUGUCACGGUCAUGUGCCAUAGCUACUGCCUAUCUCCUUCUACGAGUCGUUUCUGCCUUUCGAACUACCGAUGCCGCAAGAUUAAUAGAGCGAGUCCAGAGUGUAGGCAGGCGCUUGAUGAUCGCUCAGCCUAGGGAAUUGGUUGUGGGGAAUAUCGUUAGGCGUGUGCUGGGACUGAUUCGGGAUGAGGCAGAGGAUGAGAGGGAUGCAGAUUUCUUCAUGGCCAGCGAAGCUGGCUCUGACAGUCGUCCACACACGCCCCAUGGCGCCGAAAGCCAUUCACCUCCCCGCUCCCACGCUGGUUUUGGUGACGAUCAUAUAAUUCCCGUACACGACAAGGAUCUGUCGUACCUUCGUCAAGAAGGAUCUGAACGCUCAUCUUCCCGCCCUCCUCUAUCUUCUUCCCCUUCAGUACAAGGACCACCUGUGAUAUCGAUGUUCAGUCUUCUUCAGCAUCCAGAAAUAGGGUCACCGCAGCCGAGCUCACCAGGUACCGCCUCUCCAUCAGGCAGAUUUCAAGCACAAGGUCAACACAGAGACGUCCGGGCCGAAGUCCUGGACGGAAUUGGCGAAAUCAUCGACGAACUAGGUCAAGUCGAUGACCAGAUUGCGGGAUACGCUUUGGAGCAUAUUCACUCGAACGAAGUCAUCUUGACCUACACAUCCUCGGCCACGGUUCAAAAAUUCCUACUUAAAGCUGCGUCAAAACGCAAGUUUACAGUCAUUCAUGCAGAGUCCUACCCAAACGACCAUGAUGCGACCCACUCACGGGUUAGUGGAAAUGCCGAAAACGACGAAGAACACCUAAACGUGGAAUCGUUUCAGAAGCCAUUGACGGCGUUGGGAAUCACAGUCAUACUUAUUCCCGACUCAGCUGUAUUCGCUAUUAUGUCUCGAGUUAACAAAGUAAUCCUUGGAACCCACUCAGUCCUGGCUAACGGUGGUUUGGUCGCUGCCGCUGGCACGAGAGUGAUUGCUAGAGCAGCCAAGGUUCAUCAAACCCCUGUUGUGGUUGUCAGCGGUGUUUACAAAUUGAGCCCCGUUUAUCCAUUUGAUACGGAGUCUCUCAUUGAGUACGGGGACCCGAGCAAUGUGAUUCCUUAUGAAGAUGGUGACUUGGUCGACAAAGUUGAUGUUGACAACCCGCUAUACGACUACGUACCAGCCGAGCUGGUAGAUCUUUACAUCACCAACUUGGGAGGUCAUGCACCAUCGUAUCUUUACCGUAUUGUUUCAGAUCAUUAUCGGAAAGAGGAUAUUACUUUUUAA